AUGCGGACCAAUGACAGCACCUCACGGAGCCGCACCGAGAAGCCAAUCAGAGCUUGGAAUAUGGUCGGGGAAGGCCCCGGCCCAUUGCGGAUGAUGUAUGGUCCAUUCCAUCACGAUCUUGCACGACGACCCCGUUCGUGGCUUUGCGCCGAGAAGACCUCUUCUGACCAGGCCAAGCACUAUAUUGCCUUGCCAGCCAGAGUAAAGCAAAGGAAAGAAAAACAAUCUCUAUUCUGCUCACCUGGUCAACAUGGAAAUCCCGUAUACGGUCUCCCGAACCCGCAGUCUCGAACCCCCCCUCCGUUCUACAAGAGACUCGCCAUCAGUUUUGGAAGAGAAUCUUCGUGGGGAUAUUCGGAAGCUGCAAGGUGUCCGACCGUAGCCACCAAAACGAAACCCUCCUCCACUUCAUCGUUAGCGUCUUCUUGUCUCCAAGAAUUUCGGCGUCGUCUGGCGAUCAAGGCCAUACGAUCAGCUGCGCUCGCCUCCAUGGAUAAGAAGUACAGGCCGCUGCGACCAGCCUCUCUACCGACGCGCACGGAAGCCGAAUCCUCAAAGGCGCCGGACCCAGCCAAGGGCAGGCAUCGAUCACCCAAGGGCCCUGCGUGCAACCUCUGCAGAGCCAGGAAGAUAGCUUGCGAUGGCGUGUCACCCGCUUGCGCCAAUUGUGUCAGGCGGAAGGUGAGCUGCGUGUACAGGCAAAGCCGACCUCCAGGUCUGGAAGGACAGCUUGACAUCCUCGAGGCCAGACUUGAUGACCAUAACUCAUUUCUGCGCUACAUCGCAUCCAUGCCCGACAACCAAGCUCUGGAGCUUUUGCGAAGCCUGCGAACGAACAGUGAUAUCACCAAUGCACUUGAAUCUGCUCGCGGCAAGAUGGCUGGGCAUCGUCAGAUAUCAGAGCAUCUCAUUCGCCGUAGCGUUAUGGCACCGACCCCGAGCGGACUGGAGCACGAACUCACCGUUCUGCAUCACACUGCCUAUCCCAGUUUGGAACCUCUCAAGCCUGACACACUGUCAGCCAUUCUCAACCUCUCCGCGUACAAUCAGAGCUCCCAAAGCUCUCACGACACGUCUCAUAACACACGGCAAGGAACAAACGAUCAUAUAGAUAUCUUCCCUUAUCAAGCAAUUGGUGGUUCCGAAAGCUCUGUUGCGUCGCUUCAAGCCGAAACGGUGGGACGCGUGUCAUCAGCACCACUCACUGGUCCGAUACUACCACCUACCUACUGCGAUGAGAGGCUGCAUAAGCUACAGGUAGCCUACUGGACGAAAGUGCCUAUAAGUAAUGAUCUCGCAGCAUCAAUAUUGUCGGAAUUCUUCAAAACUGAGCAUGCCCUCAUCGGAAUGUUUGAUGCAGAUCUCUUCUUAGAAGACCUGGUAAAGCAUGUCCCAAGGUUCUGCUCGUCGUUCCUUGUCAGCGCUCUGCUCUUUACUGCCUGUCAACCGUACACGGCUAUCGAUCGACGUGCUUCGACCUUGCGAACUUCCUUCUUCCACGAGGCCAAGGCGUUGUGGCUUGGAGAGCGCGGAACAGACUCGGUGACAACUGCUGCAGCUCUUCAAGUCUUCAGUAUAGGCUGUCAUUUCAUAGGAGAGGAUAUUUUGGCGAAAGAAACUCUGCAAGCGGGUCGACACAUGGCAGAGAGAAUGGGACUAAUCGGAGUGCCGCCAACAAGCGCUAUUGCUGAGUCACUAGCCCAUAUGUCUCCAGAGUGGGUUAAAGCCGCUUCACAUGUCGCUUGGGGUAUUUACAACUGGCUAACGAUCCGUGUAUUCUAUUAUUUCGACGAGGCCGUCCACCAUCCACCAAGCCUACCCAUUCCUGGCGCGGUGACCGCGGCCUUGGAUGGCAACACGCGCGUUUGGUUUCACUGUGCCGUACUGGAUUUCUUUCGACCUUUCGUUCAGGAGCUAGGCCACGAUCGACUGUCAACCUUCUACCACGAUGAUAGUUCGCCACAGACCGUCUUUGAUGCCUCUGUCAAUCAGCUCAAACAAUUAUUGCUGGUUUACCAUGUUAAAUACCCCGAAGCGCGGCGUACCUGUUUCUUCAAUACUGCCCUGGUCUAUGUUAGCAACGCCAUCCUGAAAAAUCCAGGAGAUCCGAACUGGCGUCUAUAUUUCGAGAUUUGCAUACGUUGUUGGCAAGACUUGUAUGUCUGUUACCCGAUAUACGACGGCAUUAUGCAGGCCUUUCUGACGAUGGCCUUGAAGGACGAGCUUAUCUCCAUCGGCGAGGCCAGGCCAUACAUGGACCAGCUGCGAGUGCGUGGACUACAUCAUGGCACUACCAGACAGGUUAUCUCCUCAUUCAUGGCAGACCUCGAUCUCGCAUUGACAAAGCCAGACGAGGCUCAUAUCCACCAUCUUGCGUCGCAGUUUGACGAAAUCAUGUCCUUUGACGAGUUCAUAGCGUAUCAGAAUGGCACCUAG
Messenger RNA from Neoarthrinium moseri, 2436 nucleotides. RefSeq lists its product as uncharacterized. The record is from RefSeq and is a predicted model, not a curated record. Gene Ontology annotation, molecular function: zinc ion binding; DNA-binding transcription factor activity, RNA polymerase II-specific. Gene Ontology annotation, biological process: regulation of DNA-templated transcription. The coding region runs from base 1 to 2436 and encodes 811 amino acids. NCBI's taxonomy places the organism in Eukaryota, Fungi, Ascomycota, Sordariomycetes, Amphisphaeriales, Apiosporaceae. The transcript is spliced from 5 exons.